Suillus subaureus is the source of this 1323-nucleotide messenger RNA. RefSeq names its product kinase-like domain-containing protein. Gene Ontology annotation, biological process: protein phosphorylation. The record is from RefSeq and is a predicted model, not a curated record. The transcript is spliced from 8 exons. Lineage: Eukaryota; Fungi; Basidiomycota; Agaricomycetes; Boletales; Suillaceae. The coding region runs from base 1 to 1053 and encodes 350 amino acids. Gene Ontology annotation, molecular function: ATP binding; protein kinase activity.
AUGAAGGUCUCGGAAGUUCUCGCUCGAUUGCAAGCCUGGCUGAAGAAGUGGGGGUUACGCUUGCUAUUUGCCAGCCUUGGGCUUGGUUCGAAGUCGGUACAAGAGGCGAACGUCAAAACAAUACUUGACAAGAAUACGAAGAAUGUUUUACUCGACCUCACUGAGCAAAUAAGCAAGGAGUCAUCCCGGUACCCUGUCGCACAAGGCAGCUUUGGGGAUGUCUGGAAGUGCACACGCGAGCGCCCUCGAAUCACGGUAGAGGUUGCAGUAAAGUGUUUGCGACUUGAGAUUCCAAACGAUAGUUACAAAACAACAAUCAUUGAGAAACUGGAACGGGACUUGCAGCGCAACAUUCAGCUGAAACACGCCAAUUUGUUACCUUUCCUGGGAAUAACUCAAGGGUUCGGUCCGCUACCUGCUAUUGUCUCCCCAUGGAUGCACAAAGGCUCACUUACCAUGCUUCUGGAACGUGAUUUCCAGCAACUCACUCUUACUCGAAUACUUCAAAUUCUCAAAGAUGUUGCUUCAGCUCUUCAGUACUGUAUGCGACAAAUGUCAGUAUUCGGCUCAAAGCUAACAUGGAUGUUAGUGCACUCCAAAAAAAUAGUUCACGGCGAUCUCACCGGCAAUAACAUUCUCAUUGACGAGAACGGCAACGCCUUCGUGGCUGACCAUGGGAUUCUCAUUUUUUGUGCCGAGCUCCAUGGCACGUCAUAUAUCAGAAGCAAUGUGCGAUGGGCUGCACCUGAAAACUUUCAAGUCCCGGGGGAUGACGAGUCAAUAAGCUCGCCCCAAUUAGCGUCAGACAUCUAUUCUUUCGGGUGUAUCAUGUUGCAGGUUUUUACAGGAAAAGUUCCGUAUUUCGAAUUUCGAAGUGACCAUCAAGUUACUGUGCAGAUACUCAGAGGCCGGAAGCCUGCUCGACCAGUGACUCCGCCUAUUGCGGAUGUUCUAUGGGAUUUCAUGCAGAAGUGCUGGGUUGAUGAGCCGAAACACAGGCCUUCAGCCAACGAUGUCCUGAUAUUUGUACAGGGACAACUGAAAGUGCCAUAGGAAAGCUCCUGGCUCUCCCAUGCGACUCGUGAUGCCGUGACAUGGCAAUUUUAUAUCAUGCCUUAUAUCUCUCUUGACAACUCACUCCUGCCGCUCCCAGGCUUGGGAUUAUCAUGUCAACAUAUCUACAGUUUUCCCGAUAGGCUUGAAUGCAGAGUAGUAGACAUAUGAUAUUAUGCUACACCGUAACACACCUUGGGUGACGCACAUUAGUAUUUAGUCCUACCACUAGUGUACAUAGUCAUAAUGCUACCGUCAGAGGCCUAGCUA